GCCGAGAAGGAACAGGGGCCCAGCGAUGCGAGCUCUUCGUUCUUCUUCGCGGCCGACGGCUCCGACGAGACAGGCGGUUCGUGGAUGGUCGACAGGUUCGAUUCCUUGGAAGGCACGAGCAGCUGGGCGACCCUGAGCGGCAAGCGCCUCGACGAGGCUCUGGCGUCGGUCUCCCUGCGCUCGCUGGGCCCGCGCGGCCUGGCGGGCGCGGCGGCGGGGCAGGCUCUCGUCGGCAAGGAAGACCUGGACAACUUGAUUCGCGCGUUCGGCAAGAGAGGGCUCGUGGUCCACGUGAGCUACGAGGGCGACUUCCCGAAGGCCAGCGGGGUAGGCGGCAGCGUCGCGCCGCUGGCCAAGGCCCUGGUCCCGGUGUCGCUCUGCGGCUGCGGGGUGAUCGAGUUUCUCGUUCUUAAGCCUCGGUGCCCGCCGCUGCUGCCGGCCAAGUUUCUAGACUGCCUGAAGGCGGUCGUGGGCAUGCCGGGCAACAAGCCGAAGCUAGGCGACGGCGCUGAGCGAGAUCUUAUCAAGCUUCCGAGCGGACAUCGGGCAGUCAAUUUGAUCGGACGCGCGCCUCGCGAGUUCAAGAUCGACCCGAGCAUAGCUGACAAGCUUCCGUCUUUCAUCAAGGAGACUGCGACUUUCGUCGAAGCUAGAGACCCUGAGAACAACGAGUUGGACACCUGGGAGGUCAUCGGCCCAGUCCUGAGGCGCCACCACAACAGGCCCAGGAGAGCUAUGUUCACGCCGAAGCAGGUGGCGGGCAUUCCCGUGGACGUGAGUCAGCUCGGCCCCAGCAGGAGGGCGACGUGCACCCACGUGGACCGGCGCGACGUGGAGCAGAAGCAGGAGUUCGUGAGUGACUGGGUGGAUCGGGAGUCGGCGCACCUAGCGAUGCCUUUCUACUGGGUCGGCCACACCGAUUUCGACAUCGGGGGCGAGUUCAGCGCGGUCGUUGAGGCGCGGCAGGAUCGCCACAGGAUGCGUCAGGCGACGGACGGGGCCAGGACCAUCGGGGCGCUCAAGUCGAAGGCGAAGAUGGCCGUGAUCAGCGAGGAGACCGACGACAGCGACAUGGAGGCGAACUGGGACAUGCCGGCCGAUCCGCGGGUCGACGGGAGUCUCAGGGGGCUCGACCUGUCGGAGGAGACGAUGGGCCCCGUCGAGCUCGAGUUGUUCUACGAGGGGAACUUCCUGCUGGCCCCGGGAGUAGCCGCCUGGAGGAGGGUCGGGUCCAAGCUGCUCGCGCUGUUGCACCUCGUGACCUCGACCCGCAUGCUGAAGGCCUUGGCCCCGGGAGCAGCCAACCUCGCUCCGAUCGACCCAGGCCCGAAGAGGGACCUGGAGGGCAAGUGCAUCCACCCGAUGGAGGCUCGGAAGCGCGGCGGGAACCAGUACGGGACCUUCGUCCACUGCACGAUCUGCAAGGAGCGCCUCACCACGCACCGCAAGUCCAAGAAGGAGAUCGAAGAGGCCCGCCAGGUCAAGAAGGAGGAGAGGGAGCUUGCGGCGAAGGUCGUCAAGGAGCUCAAGAAGGAGAUGACCGAGCCGCGCGAGUCCAGCUUCCCGGCUUUCGCCAGGAAGGCCGAGCCCGUGGACUGUCUGGGCCCGAGGAUGACGGUGCCGAUGAAGACCCCGCCUCCGGGGGCGCCGCCUCCGAGAGUCAAGGCGGCGGUCAAGACGGGCGUCCCGGUGAAGGUGGAGCAGGAUGCACCGAUCGAGGUGGGCCGCCAGUCCGCACAGGAGCAGAUCGAGGAGUUGCGUCUGACGAUGGCCCAGCAGCAGAACGCGGGCCUCCGCAGCCAGCUGAGCGAGCUGACGGGCCUUCUGCGCGCGCUG
Messenger RNA from Prorocentrum cordatum, 1836 nucleotides. Lineage: Eukaryota; Dinophyceae; Prorocentrales; Prorocentraceae. The record is from the annotation of a GenBank genome assembly.